This is a messenger RNA of Maniola jurtina (meadow brown), 2446 nucleotides long. Its product is annotated as G-protein coupled receptor Mth2-like. Lineage: Eukaryota; Metazoa; Arthropoda; Insecta; Lepidoptera; Nymphalidae. Gene Ontology annotation, biological process: cell surface receptor signaling pathway; G protein-coupled receptor signaling pathway. The record is from RefSeq and is a predicted model, not a curated record. The transcript is spliced from 8 exons. Gene Ontology annotation, cellular component: membrane. Gene Ontology annotation, molecular function: G protein-coupled receptor activity. Bases 101 to 1687 code for a protein of 528 amino acids.
UAUUCCACUUAAACUCAAAUCAGAAGCGUCUGUAACCGCAAAAUACCUAUGCAUUGUUCGCCCUGGGUUCUAUUAGUAAUAUUAGUAACUACGACCAAAGAUGAUGUGCUGUAAAAUAUUCCUAGUGUUUUUCAUAAUAGUUUUAGUGUCAAGAACUAUUUGUGCAUUCUCUAUGAUUCUCGGUCCAGGGGACAACAAGACGGCCAAGUGUUUGGAAAGAAAGUGCAUCCCAAAAUGCUGUGAAAUUGGAAAAUAUCUAAACUUAUCCCUUAAUGAGUGUUAUGACUACGGCCAAGACUAUGACUUUCAGAAUGUACCAGUUUAUGAUGCGUUCACGUCGAAUACCCUUGUUCUUAAUCAGCUAAAAAACGCCACUAUGGGUGACAUAUUUUACCUGGUGCCUGGAAAAAUGUACGAAGUAAUACCGGCAAAUAAUUUGACUUUCGUCGAGAAUUUUCCUUUUAGAUCAGAACUUUAUGGAUUAAUAUCAUAUUUGACUGAGACCGGUGAAAUGUACAUGGAGUUUCCGAACGCUUACAGCCGAUGGACUCGAGUGGAAGACUUCUGCGUUGACUACGUGGUCACCGAUGAGACCACGGGAGACGUGGAAGUCUACAAUUUACUGGUAAUGGCCUCCACAGAAGAAGUCGGCGUACAGAGCUACUAUUAUUACUAUUUGAUAACAUCUUGUGUGUUCCUGAUUUUGGUACUGCUCGUCUACAUGAUACUGCCUGAGCUGAGGAACCUUGGCGGCAUGAUACUUAUGGCGUACACUAGUAGCUUGCUUAUGGGCUUCAUUCUACUGGCGGUCAUGCAGAGCGGCGAUAUUGUCAAAUGUAUCGAAUUAACCGCCUCCAUAUACUUCUUUCUGUUGGCAACUUUCUGCUGGAUGAGUGUUAUGUCUGUUGACAUUUGGUGGACUUUCCGUGGGUACGCAAAAGCAAGGCCUAUCCAUAGAAGGGGAGAAAGCUUUAAGUUUUGCAUGUACUGCCUGUAUGGAUGGGGGCUGCCUGGUGUAAUGACUAUCGGAUUGGUAGUCGUCAAUGAAGCUGAUUUGUCUCAUAUGCCUUGGAUCAUCAAGCCUCUGAUACCCAAGGGAGGGUGUUUCCUUCAAGAGGGGCAGAAGUUGGUGUACCUCUACAUACCGCUGCUGUUUCUGAUCCUGAGCAACUGGUUGUUCUUCCUGAUGACUGCCUACAACAUAAGACGACUGAUGCGUGGGACUGCUGUGUUGAACACAGCCGCUGCGGGCAACCCAGCCGCUCACCAACAGCAGAGAAACAGACUUAUGGUAUACCUGAAGCUAUCUGUGAUAAUGGGCAUCAAUUGGCUGUUAGAGGUUGUGAGCUUCUUCACGCCGAAGCUCAGGGUUUGGGAGGUCUCCGACACAUACAAUCUGCUGAUUGGAUUCGCGAUAUUUCUCAUCUUCGUCUGCAAAAAGAAGAUAUACAAGAAACUAGUGGCAAGGUUUUAUGAGCUACGCAGCAGCUGGUUUGGUGGAAAACGUCCAACGCGGACCUUGACUAAAAGCAGUACAAGUAGCAGCACCUUGGAGUCUAAUCUUAGCCAAGAUAUACCGCUGCAAGUGUCUAACAACCCAAUGCCUGAGGAUAAACGAGGAAGAAAGAACUGUAAUGUCUUCAGCUUCAAUAGAACGAAUUAUAAAAUCAACACGGAUUUGAAGUAAUAUUUUUAAGAGCGUUAAUUUUAUCAAAGAGAAGGCUUUCAAGGGUUGAGGCACACCGAACGAAUUUCAAUUUACUUGGCAUAACAGCUCACAUCCACCCCGUUUGUAUGAAUCACCCGUAACAUUAUGUCGUGACUCGUGACUCAUGCAAAAUGCACAACUAACUACACCAAAGCGGCAAAAUUUUUGCUAAAAUUAUGAAAAAUGUGGGUUAUAAAAAAAUCAAUUCAAGCAAUUCAGUAUCAUCUGCUUUAACGGUGAAAGAAAAUAUCGUGAGAAAACCUGCAUGCUUGAGAAUUCUCCACAAUGAUCUCAAAGGUGUGUGAAGUCAAUCUGCACUGGGCCAGCGUAGCAUGGUGGACUUUGGCCAAACUUCUGAUCGACUUAUGCUCUCAAUCUGAAAGGAGAGACCCGUGCUUAUUAGUGGGCCGGCAAUGGGCUGAUCAUGAUGGUAUCUGAUAGGUAGGUACCUACCCGUUAAUUUUAUGAGGCUUUAUUAGUAUGUUAUUAUAAUGUAAUUAAGUUAAAGUAAUUAAGUAGACCUAAUCUUAAGUAUCAAUUAAACUGAGUAAGUAUGAGUAAAAUUUUUUAAGUAUAAGAAGGUUAAAAUAAGUAGGUAAAUUUUAGAAUGUUUGUACUACUUGUUAGAAGUAUUUCUAAGUAGGUACUUAUAAUAAUUGACCAAUGAUUCUGCCAAAGAUAUUUUUGUAAGGAUACAACUGCAUUUAUAAUUUUUAAUAAAUUUAAAGUAUCACAUAA